AUGAGCGAAUCCUGCACCAGCUCCUCGUCCAGUGAGGCCUCAUUCGGGGACUUGAGCUUUGGUGACUCCAGCGAUUCCCUGGCUGAGGAGUCCGAAGUUUCGGCACCUGGGCGGUUUGGCAGUUGGUUUCGCUGCACCAGCCUCGACAAGCGCCCUACUAGAUCUUCCAGGGGUUUUCCACAGCAGGGCGAUGGCCCCGCUCUGACUUGGCGUGCGGCGCUGCCUGAUUGUGCAUGGGCAAUUUUUCAAUUGCUGCUGCUCCUUCCAGUGCUCGUCCCUGAGUUCACAACGCUCAGUGGUGGCGCCAACGUCUGCGCAGAUGUUAUACAGGCCCGAAGGAAGCAUCUUGGAGGUGCAGCUCACGGCAUUCAGCGUGCAAUGAGAUUUUCUGUGCUGGUGUAUGCCUCCUCCGCGCUUAUCAACAUCGCCGCGAACCUCUUCAUCUCGCUGCGGAUGCGAAAAACCUUUGCUUCGGCCUCUGGGCAGAGCAAGAUGCUCAGCACAGAGGCCUCAGUUUGCACAGUGCUGUCGCUGUCCUGGCUACUGGCCAUGCUCUCUGCGGGCAGCUGCGCAGCAACCUGGUGUCUGCCAGGAAUACGAGGCUUUCAGCUGGGCUUCGUGCUCAACGUAGCAACAACGCCGGUACUGCUGCUGCUGGUAGCGGCCUUCAUAAGGUCUGUGAAGCUGCGGCUGCAACUUCUGGAAGUUGGCUACGGAAAUCCCUUGGGUGCACAAUGGCUCAAAUGCUGGGUUCACACACUGGUGGUCAUGGCCAUGUUGGCCACAGCAUGGCAUGUGAGCAGCUACGUGGCCAGCGGGAUAUUCCAUCAAGAGUUUCAAGCUCUCAUCAGCAAGAGGGAUCUCGGAGCUCAGGGCACUCGGAGCCACGACAAGUUUGUCGCAUCCCUUGUCUUCAUCUCCUUCAGCAUCACGAGUACUGUGACGGUUCAGGCCUUCCAGAGGAUGGAGCAGGCAGCGCAGCCUGCUGUGGUAUCGAGAGACCUUGGAGCUUACAUCAAAGCCGAGGCAGCCUGGGCGAAAACUGAGUUGAGAAAUGCGCGCUUGGCUGUGCUGCUGACAUGCCUCAGCUCUGCCGUAGCGGCGUUGCUUUGCAUCUUCCGCCCCUGGAUCCUGGAGAUGUGCUCCAGGGAUGACGAUCGCUGCUUCAUCGCGUAUCAGCUGGUCGUGCCAGUGCUUGAGCUUGGAGCUGUUUCGGUUGAGAUCAUAUCGCUUUUUGCCCUCCUGGGCAUUUUCAGCGACAAGCCGCCUGACAUCCGCGUUGAGGCGAGACAGACACGCCGCUUCAGUCAAGGAUCAAGAAGGAUGCAUCGCUUGGACAGCGACACCGAGGCAUGGUGGGCCACAGCGCGGGAACUGGCUUCCAGGAGCAUUUCCCUCCAGCAGCUGCUCCGCUUCUGGGCGAGCUUGGGGUCGAAUGACUCCAAUGCCGGAGGACCAAUGCCACACUAUGACGCAGACUAUUCGACCACCAACGAUGUGGUUCGACAGGCCAUUAUCCCUAUGUCGCGCGUUGAUGAUGGUGGAGUGUCCUUAGCGCAGGUGUUGCAGACUAACACCGGAGCGGAUUUGCCCCAUGCGAUGGUCACACACUCGUGGCGUAACAACUUCAGAGACUUGGUGGCUGCGAUCAUAGCUGAUGCUGGAAAGAAGGAUCAGUACUGGCGUGUGGCCAACAAGCUCAACACCUCACAGAGUCCUGAAGGACUGCUGCGAAAGCUGCGUGGCUUAGAGCAGCGCUACUGGAUCUGCGCGUUCUGCGUCAACCAACACGCGAGCAUUUGCAACGGCUUCACGGAAGCACCACCGCGCCAGGACAUCAGCGACUUUGCAAGGUGGUGGGCAUCGCGCCAUGACUCCGUGACAAAAGAGCCGCUGCCAGUCUGCAGCUGCUGUCAGCCCAAGCUGUUCAGCAACAAGGACCCGACGCGGUGUGAGCUCAACAAGUUCGACGACAUGAUGACGGUCCUCCAUGACAGCGUGCUCGGCUUCCGGCAGGUGGUUGCCGUCGAUCGACAGCUGGACGUUUUUCACCGAGCCUGGUGCGUCGCGGAGCUCGUCGAGGCGAGCCGACUGGACAUGCAGCAGGUCAUCCAGGUGCACAAAACGUCAGAGCUUGACAUCUACUCGGUCGACACGCAAGCCUAUGCCACGUUGGCCACCCUGUCUGUGCGAGAUUGCUCUGCCUCGAGGCCGGAGGACAAGGCGGAUAUCUUGGCAAAAAUUGGCGACACGGAGGAGUUCGAUGCCAAACUGCACGCGGUGAUCUUCGGGCAGCAUGGCCUGCUGGGCCGCCGCUUCCAUGGCUUCGGCGCCCUGGACGCGGCCGCACGCACUGCACGCCGGGUGAAAGAGGUCUGCGAGCUGAGAAGGAAGGAUCACCCAAGCUCGCCGUGA
Molecule: messenger RNA, 2415 nt
Organism: Symbiodinium natans
Lineage: Eukaryota; Dinophyceae; Suessiales; Symbiodiniaceae
Source: the annotation of a GenBank genome assembly